CUCCGUUUGUAAUUGUCCCUAGUUUGAUUCGAGAUCGAGACAAGGCAAAGCGUGGGAGGGAGCUAGCGAAAAGCGCUAUGGUGGUUGCGCAGGCGAUGAAGCGGAUUCCACGUAUCAAAUUCCCACAAAGGCAUCCCAAGCCCUCAUCAGGAUAUGCUGCAGCCUCACCAUCCGAGCAGAAGAAUUUAUUCAAAUUCGGUUCUCCUCCUACUCAACCAACACCUGCAUCAGAUGGUGGGGCUCGUGGCUAUAGAUUUCGUUCAGAUGUGCCAGCUCCUCCUACCAAUUCUGCUUUAGGAGGAAAGGCUUCACUUUUACCAAAGCGUGCACCAGUCUCAAAGGAAGAGAUUGAAGCUAUAUUGUUGGGUGGCUGUUUCUGAUUUACUCCCGUUUCUUAUGGACAUGCGAACGUUGGCUUACCCAUCUCUGGAUUAGAAAUAACUGAUAUUUUUGCUCCUUGAGGACGAUUAUUAUAAAAUUCAUGUUGGAAUGUUUGAGAACCAAGAAUGCAUUCAAUCGGUCAAAGAUUUCUUUUCCAAAUGGAAGUAUUAUUUUGGAACCCAGCAUUUAAUAAGCAGCAUUUUAAUGCUUUUACGCAAUUUUCAGGCAAAUAUUUACUCUC
Molecule: messenger RNA, 622 nt
Organism: Phalaenopsis equestris
Lineage: Eukaryota; Viridiplantae; Streptophyta; Magnoliopsida; Asparagales; Orchidaceae
Exons: 4
Coding region: 78-380 (100 amino acids)
Source: RefSeq, a predicted model, not a curated record